Messenger RNA from Eublepharis macularius, 7995 nucleotides. RefSeq names its product ATPase 13A3 (gene ATP13A3). The record is from RefSeq and is a predicted model, not a curated record. NCBI's taxonomy places the organism in Eukaryota, Metazoa, Chordata, Lepidosauria, Squamata, Eublepharidae. Gene Ontology annotation, cellular component: late endosome membrane. The coding region runs from base 199 to 3969 and encodes 1256 amino acids. Gene Ontology annotation, biological process: polyamine transmembrane transport; intracellular calcium ion homeostasis. Gene Ontology annotation, molecular function: ATP binding; P-type ion transporter activity; polyamine transmembrane transporter activity. The transcript has 33 exons.
UGGAUCUAGGAUAACCCGCGGGCGCCUGGCCCAGCCUGCGAGGCCCGCCGAACCCCCGCGAAACCCCCGUGCCCUGGGACCUCCGUCUUCCUUGUGAUUUGGCCCCAGUGAACGUGCUGGUUGGAAGCACGUGCGGGGCGCUCGUCCAGGAGACGCUUUCUGGUGUCUGAAGCCAAGAAGUUCUGUGCCGCAGGGAACAUGGAGAAUGAGGAAAAAGUCAUCAACAAAGGCGAGGAAGAGGAGAUGGAGAUCUACGGUUACAAUCUUUGCAAGUGGAAGCUGGCGUUAGUUGCUGGGGGGGUGCUUUGCACUGGGGGCUUCCUCCUCCUCCUCCUCUACUGGAUGCCCGAGUGGCGGGUGAAAGCAAUGUGCCGGAGGGCUCCGCUCAGAGGCUGCGAAGUGGUGCUGCUGAGGACCACGGAUGAAUUCCACAGCUGGUUUUGUGCAAAGGUUCGCAUUGUGCUUUCUUUGGGAUCCGAUCCACUGCAGACUCCAGCGUUCUUGAGAGAGAAGGUGACCAAUGGCGUCAGCGACCAUUUAUGUAUAGAUGCCUUGGAAGACAAUGAUCAGAACAGAUUCUCCCAGGGCCAGUUGCAGGAGAUCCGGCAUUUUACCCACCACAGUGUGAAGUAUUUCUGGAACGAGGGGGUCCAAACCUUCAGCUCCAUAAAGGGCCUGGAGGGAUCCGUUUCCUGUUCGUCAGUCCACAGCGAGCACAGCGCAGGACUGACCAAGGGGGUCCGGGAUUAUAGAAGAUUGUUCUACGGAGUCAAUGAGAUUGCUGUGAAAGUGCCUUCUGUUUCCAAACUGUUGAUUAAGGAGGUUCUCAACCCGUUUUACAUUUUCCAGCUGUUCAGUGUGAUCCUCUGGAGCACAGAUGAAUAUUACUACUAUGCGCUGGCCAUUGUGGUGAUGUCUCUGGUCUCCAUUGCGAGCUCCCUGUACACCAUCCGGAAGCAAUACAUGAUGCUUCACGACAUGGUAGCGGCCCACAGCAUCAUGAGGGUGUCCGUCAGCACCACAGAUCGAGGUAUCGAAGAGAUCCUGUCCACGGACCUUGUGCCUGGAGACGUCAUUGUGGUCCCGUUGAAUGGGAUGAUCAUGCCCUGUGAUGCGGUGCUGCUCAGCGGGACCUGCAUUGUCAAUGAAAGCAUGCUGACAGGCGAAAGCGUUCCCGUCACAAAGACUAACCUGCCGAAUCUCAGCGAGGACCCCAAAGCCCCGGAAGCUGAAGCGUACAGCCCAGAGGGGCACAGGAGGCACACCUUGUUCUGCGGCACGACUGUCAUCCAGACCCGCUUCUACACGGCAGAGCUGGUUAAGGCCGUCGUCGUCAGGACUGGCUUCAGCACAUCCAAAGGGCAGCUGGUCCGCUCCAUCUUGUAUCCAAAGCCGACCGAUUUUAAGCUCUACAGAGAUGCCUACAUGUUCUUGCUCUUCCUGGUCGGGGUGGCAGGCGUUGGAUUUCUCUACACCAUUGUCAACAGCAUUCUCCAUAAGGUUCCCGCCGGAAUCAUCAUCAUCGAGUCUCUCGACAUCAUCACCAUCACCGUCCCGCCCGCCCUUCCUGCUGCAAUGACUGCUGGGAUUGUUUAUGCGCAGAGGCGGUUGAAGAAGGCCGGCAUCUUCUGCAUCAGCCCGCAGAGGAUCAACGUUUGCGGCCAGUUGAAUCUCGUGUGCUUUGACAAGACAGGCACUCUUACUGAAGACGGCCUUGAUCUUUGGGGGAUCCAAAGAGUGGAAAAUGCUCGCUUCCUUCUGCCAGAAGAAAACGCUUUCAGCAAGCGGCUGGUCAAGUCUCCCUUCAUCGCGUGCAUGGCAGCCUGUCAUUCCCUGACCAAGAUCGAAGGAGUGAUCUCGGGGGACCCACUGGAUUUGAAGAUGUUUGAAGCCACUGGUUGGAUUCUUGAAGAGGCAACUGAGGAGGAAACGGCCCUUCACAAUCGCAUCAUGCCUACCGUGGUCCGGCCACCGAAGCAGCUCCUCCCAGAAUCUGCACCUGCAGCGAACGAAGACCUGGAGCUGUUUGAGCUUCCGGCCACUUAUGAGAUCGGGAUUGUGCGGCAGUUUCCGUUUUCUUCGGCUCUGCAACGGAUGUGCGUGGUGGCCAGAGCCCUUGGGCAAAAGAGGAUGGAUGCCUAUGCGAAGGGAGCGCCCGAAGUGGUGGCUGGCUUGUGCAAGCCAGAAACAGUGCCGAUUGAUUUUGAGCGGGUGUUGGAGGAGUAUACGAAGCAGGGGCUCCGCGUCAUUGCAGUCGCUCACCGGAGGCUGGAGUCCAGGCUGACUUGGCACAGGGUACAGAAUGUGGGGCGAGAGGCGAUUGAGGCCAAUAUGGAUUUCUUGGGGUUAAUUGUAAUGCAGAAUAAACUCAAGCAAGAGACGCCAGCAGUGCUCGAAGACCUGCAUAAGGCCAAUAUCCGCACGGUCAUGGUUACAGGCGACAACAUGCUGACCGCCAUCUCUGUGGCCAGGGACUGUGGGAUGAUCCAGCCUCCGGACAAGGUGAUCAUUGCGGAAGCGCUGGCUCCCAAGGACGGGGUGCCGGCCAGGAUCAACUGGCACUACGCAGACAUGCUCAGCAAGGGCACGGAUUCCUCGCCAGCCAUUCAGCCAGAGGAGAUCCCUAUUAAAUUGGCCCCGGACAGCCUCGAGGAACUCCCCGUGACCAAGCACCAUUUUGCCAUGAGCGGGAAGUCCUUUGCAGUGAUCCAGGAGCAUUUUCAGGAUCUGGUCCCGAAGCUUGUCCUCCAUGGCACAGUGUUUGCUCGCAUGGCACCCGAUCAGAAGACCCAGCUGGUGGAAGCUUUGCAGAAUGUGGACUACUACGUGGGCAUGUGUGGCGAUGGGGCGAAUGACUGUGGGGCACUGAAGCGGGCACACGGUGGCAUUUCCCUGUCCGAACUGGAGGCUUCUGUGGCAUCGCCGUUCACCUCCAGGACCCCCAGCAUCGCCUGUGUGCCAAAUCUCAUCAGGGAAGGACGGGCGGCCUUGAUCACGUCCUUCUGUGUGUUCAAAUUUAUGGCUUUGUACAGCAUUAUCCAGUAUGUGACUGUCACCCUGUUGUACUCGAUGCUGAGCAACUUGGGAGAUCUGCAGUUCCUCUUCAUCGACCUUGCUAUCAUCCUGGUGGUGGUCUUCACCAUGAGCCUGAAUCCUGCUUGGAAGGAGCUCGUUGCGCAAAGGCCCCCGGCCGGUCUCAUCUCCAGGCCCCUCCUGUGCUCCGUGGUUGCCCAGAUCCUGGUCUGCCUCAGCUUCCAAAUCCUGGGGUUCCUCUGGGUCCGGCAGCAGCCGUGGUACGAGCCGUGGAGCCCACGCUCUGAUGCUUGUAGCCGGUCCGGAGCCCCCCAGGCCAAUGCUUCUGUGCACGGGAACGAGACUCUUCACGACGAGCACAAUAUCCAAAACUACGAAAACACAACCCUGUUCUUCAUCUCCAGCUUCCAGUACCUGACUGUCGCCAUCGCUUUCUCGAAAGGGAAGCCCUUCCGACAGCCUUGCUACAAAAACUAUCUCUUCGUUCUCUCGGUGCUGGUGCUGUACGCCUUCACGCUCUUCAUCAUGCUGCAUCCCAUCGGGUCUGUUGACUGGGCCCUGGAGCUGGUGUGUGUGCCUUUCCAGUGGCGGGUGACGCUGCUCGUCAUCGUGGCCCUCAAUGCCGUGGUGUCCAUCCUGGUGGAGAAUGCCCUCCUCUUUGACACCGUCCUCUGGAAAGUUCUCUUCAGUCGAGACAAGCAAGGGGAUUUCCGCCUGCCCUCCUCCCACACACCACAGGACGCUCCGGAUCGCUGGCAAGGGUGCAGCCUGCCUGCUCUGCUUGGCUUUCGGAAGCAGCCCCCCAAGGCGAAGUAUAUGCACCUGGCCCAGGAGCUGUUGGUGGAUCCCGAGUGGCCGCCCAAGCCCAGCACGACCACCGAAGCCAAAGCCCCGGCCCACGAGAACGGCUCCUGCCGCAUCGUCACCAUCACGUAGCAGCGGGCUGCAGCCACGCCAUCUUCAGGGACAUCCUGCCUGCUGAACUUGUGGGUGCUGGACUCUUGGGGGGGAGCAUCCCCUCUGCCGCUCGAGCUCGGCAGCUCCUGGGGAAAGACGCUUUUCCAGAAAGCGCAAAGCAUCUUUCCAGCUCGUUUCCUUCUUUCCGUCGGCCAGUUCUGUCUUCAGGCUGCACUUCAGAACACUUCGAGGGAAAUCUUUGAACUUCCCAGUCGAGGGCCAGCUUGGUGUGGUGAAAAGCAGGCAGCUGUGUCUACCUCUGCCCUCUCGCCAGGGUGUGAACACUGGCCGUCUCUCGACGGACCCCUCGAGAGUUCACUGCUGUCACUUUUUCCAGCCCUUGUGCUUUGAGCUGCUCCUGGCUUAUUCUUCAGCUGGCUGUGCCAGAGCCCGACUGAGCAGAGGCCCAGCCAACGCAGAGUGUCUCGCCCGUUCUGACUGGGCAGGGCCUUUGGGUUCCCCCUGAUGCCCAGCAGGAGGGAAAGCGCCAACGUCUCCCCGCUCCCGCCAGACACACCCUUGAACAAAGGCUUCUGGCAGCUGGCUAGGCGGGGGGGGGGGGGACUCGCGCUUGUCAGCAAAGGGCUACGGUAGCCCCACUCCUCUGGAGGUGGCCUCCGCCAGUGUCGUUUCACGGGAUCCCUGUGGCCCACUCCACAAAUCACAGGCGCCUGCGGGGGCUGGGCUUCCUGCUGACCUACCCAAACUAGCAGGGGGCGAGGCAGGGAACAAAACGGCCCUUUAGAACGGCCCCAAACACUCUGGUGGCGGGACAGGAAGCCACCAUGGCAGGCGAGGAGCUCGCUUUUGCUCCAGGGGCCGGGUCGUGCUUUCCCACCAUUCAGUGGCGCUGAAAAGAGGCCAGUUUGAACGGCUGCGGUGAGAAUCAAAAUGCCAGGAACCAGAAAGCACUUUCAAAGCAGGGAGGAGCAAGAAUUCUAGGCAGUGCGUGCAUUGGCUGCAUGGUGCAGGUACCUUCCGCCACUCAUUGGCUCCCAUGGUGCAGGUACCUUCCGCCACCCAUUGGCUGCAUGGUGCAAGUACCUUCCGCCACCCAUUGGCUGCAUGGUGCAGGUACCUUCCGCCACCCAUUGGCUGCAUGGUGCAGGUACCUUCCGCCACCCAUUGGCUCCCAUGGUGCAGGUACCUUCCGCCACCCAUUGGCUCCCAUGGUGCAGGUACCUUCUGCCACCCAUUGGCUCCCAUGGUGCAGGUACCUUCCGCCGCCCAUUGGCUGCAUGGUACAGGUACCUUCCGCCACCCAUUGGCUCGCAUGGUGCAGGUACCUUCCGCCACCCAUUGGCUCCCAUGGUGCAGGUACCUUCCGCCACCCAUUGGCUCCCAUGGUGCAGGUACCUUCUGCCACCCAUUGGCUCCCAUGGUGCAGGUACCUUCCGCCGCCCAUUGGCUGCAUGGUGCAGGUACCUUCCGCCACCCAUUGGCUCCCAUGGUGCAGGUACCUUCCGCCGCCCAUUGGCUCCCAUGGUGCAGGUACCUUCCGCCACCCAUUGGCUCCCAUGGUGCAGGUACCUUCCGCCGCCCAUUGGCUCCCAUGGUGCAGGUACCUUCUGCCACCCAUUGGCUCCCAUGGUGCAGGUACCUUCCACCACCCAUUGGCUGCAUGGUGCAGGUACCUUCCGCCACCCAUUGGCUGCAUGGUGCAGGUACCUUCCGCCGCCCAUUGGCUCCCAUGGUGCAGGUACCUUCCGCCACCCAUUGGCUCCCAUUGUGCAGGUACCUUCCGCCACCCAGCCCCCUGGCACAGGCACGGUGGGCACGCCCCAAGGCCCACCCACGCCUGCAAACACAGCCGAGGGACCGUUCCUAAACCUGACACAGUGGAUUCUGGGAUGCUGAGUAGGGGCUCCUGUCAAGACACUGUGGAGUUUGGGGGCUGUGGACUCUCUUGCUUGGGCCCAAAAUAUUUCUGCCUCUGCCAGCCCCUUGGAGAAAACACCCUCUGAGGUGGCAGCACAGUAGCUCUGCAUUCUGCCCCUUCCUUCCUAAACCAAAGGGGGUGGAAGCCAGUGAUCCCGAGGCGGUGGGGGGCCAAGACCUCUGAUGCCCAAGCAAAUCGCCCGCCCUUGAGCAUGCAAGGUGCUCUCCCGGGUUGCGGGCUGCCUCGGUGGCUGCCCCAGCCCUUGCUGUGCGGGCGUUGCAGAUUCUCAGUGGUGCUCAGUAGUUUGCAAGACGGCUGGGCUUCAGGGUUGCCUCCCUCCCUCCAAGGCCGCGUGUAGCGUGUCUGAUGGCUGUCCCUGGAGACCGCUGACAGCGCAGUGGGGCAGCACAAGGCCUGUUGCAGGCGUUUUUAAAAUUCAGGUGACUUUCUUUUAAUUGGGGGGGGGGGAGACACCCACGUAGCUAUGCACCUUUGACCUGGGAACUGUGGCCGGCAGCCGCCUUGUUGAGCUGUAAGGGAACUGUGCGCGGUUAGUGGCACGCAAAGGGUUGGGAGGGGCCCGGUCCCAUGUGCCUUUCCCCUGCUCUUCCAUGCUGUGCAUCGUCCGUCCUCUCAUUUCAGCUUCCUAGCAGUUGGCGGGGGAGGAAUCGUGUGUUCUCCCUUGGCACUAAGGCUCCCUGGGCUGAAAGCAUCGUGGCAGCAUCGAGUGCGGGUGGGGUGGGGAAUAACCCCACCGCCCGCCCAGCUUUGUGUUCGCUCUUCAGUCGUUUGCAGCAUCUCAAGGCCCUUCCAUGACAUUCCUGGAUCGUGCUGCCUCGUUCGUCUGGAUGGGUUUGGAAGGUUGUGUGUGUGUGUGUGUGUGUGUUGUCUGUUUAGAACUGCAGGUGCCGGUAACAUCUUAGUGCCAGCACACCACACUGGGAAAUUCAGCUUGCGCGUCCAUGUCUGUAAUUUAAUUUUAAAAGGUUUGAUUUUUGUAAAAUGUUCUUUGCAAGCUUGUGCCUUCAGGGAAGAAGAACGGUUGCCUGCAGAUGUCCUCACGAGAUGGUCCGCUGCCCAAAAGUCCAGAGUUGCGUUGGAUUCAGAAUUCCUUAUUAAAUUAUUUGCUAGUUAUGCAGACCCCAAACCUCCAGUCUGUGCUGAGGGGGUGAGGAUCGGAGAGUGGUUGUUUAUUGUUUCCGCACAGACCAAUUGGACUGGCUUGCCCAAGACAGGAGCCGCUAAAUAACGUGUAACUUUAAAAAAUAAUUCUUAAAAUAAACAACCAGGUCUUUUAAACGAAAUGUUCCCUCAGGGUUAUUUUUAAAAUUUCUCUCUGCUUUCCUUUCUGGACAGUUGGUGGCAAUGGCGGGGCACUCGGGCCUGUCUGUAGCUGUAUUGAGGGAGCCACACGCCCCUGCCCCCCACCUCCGGCGACACGGGCGUUGGCGCCCCAAACUGAGCAAGAAGAAGGGGCCUGCCCGGCCCAGGACUCAGGGCUGUGGCUGCCAUAUGUGCUGUACUUGCCUAGAAGGCGGUAGAGAGGUUUUAUUUCCUUACAGCUGUUCCAUGGGAACGGUUAGCCAAUUGCACUCCGUUUUUUUAAUUUAUAUUUUUUGUUGGGAGUGUGUAUGCAGACUGUAUUGACUGGAAGAGUUGAUCUGCUGUAUUUUUCUGCCCAUACGCGAUUCCUGAGCAAGAGAGGGACUCUUUUCCUUGACACUGCAACUUUUCCCCCCUUUAAUUUUUCCCUGAUUAUCAGAGAUUUAAAUUCUGAAAUAUAAAAAUAUACAUUUGAUGAAAAGACUCAUCCCUUAGACAUCUCCGAUAUGUUGGUUUUCUGCCACAUCAACCAAUUUUCGGAUAGUUGGAUCCUUACCGCAUCUCCCCCCUCCCCCCCGGCAACGCCACAAGGCCUCGCCACCUCGGAAUGUUCCGGAAGCUGCUGCUUUGUUUCCAGGGGAGCGGCUGCUUCCGAGAUGAAGCCCUGUUGGCUGCUGCGUAUGGUACCUGGUUGUAAUAAAGGCAUUUUGUGUAAUAACUGUACAUUGUAAAUAACCUUGUAAAAUCAGUUUUUACGCUAGAAACGGUUUGAAAUAAAUAUGAUGCGGUUGCCCCUUUCGGUG